AUGCGUGACUUAUUGCGCCGGAAGCCUCUACUCUCCAAUGUCGCAUCGUACGGGUCCCUCUACGUUGGAGCGGAGUUCUCCCAACAGACGGUCAUAAGGGCUUGGGAUGAGGAAUGCAAGGACGAACCAUAUGAUUGGAAGCUGAUGGGACGAUACGCCGUUUAUUCCAUGGCGUUGGCAGGACCGGGUCUGUUCUAUUGGUUCCGAUGGCUGGACAGGAAGCUCCCGGGGAAAACAUUCGGGACAGCGUUGAAGAAAGUCUGCGCCGACCAAUUGGUGUCAAGCACCGGCUGCACGACUGUGUUCUACGUGUCCAUGUCGGUUCUGGAACAGAAAGAGGACAAAUUCGCCGAGCUCAGAGAGAAAUUCUGGCCCACCUACAAAGUUUCCUGUUGUUUCUGGCCGCCAAUUCAGUGGCUCAAUUUCCUCUUCGUGCCACCGCAGAUGAGAGUUAUCACGGUAGGGGUAGCUUCCUUUGUAUGGUGUAAUAUCCUUUGUAUCUUCAAACGAACUGUACAGGUUUAG
Messenger RNA from Galendromus occidentalis (western predatory mite), 525 nucleotides. Its product is annotated as mpv17-like protein. The record is from RefSeq and is a predicted model, not a curated record. Lineage: Eukaryota; Metazoa; Arthropoda; Arachnida; Mesostigmata; Phytoseiidae. The transcript is spliced from 4 exons. Bases 1 to 525 code for a protein of 174 amino acids. Gene Ontology annotation, cellular component: mitochondrion; membrane; cytoplasm.